Messenger RNA from Aspergillus viridinutans, 1683 nucleotides. RefSeq names its product type 2C protein phosphatase PTC6 (gene ptcA). The transcript is spliced from 2 exons. The coding region runs from base 1 to 1683 and encodes 560 amino acids. Lineage: Eukaryota; Fungi; Ascomycota; Eurotiomycetes; Eurotiales; Aspergillaceae. Gene Ontology annotation, biological process: protein dephosphorylation. The record is from RefSeq and is a predicted model, not a curated record. Gene Ontology annotation, molecular function: cation binding; protein serine/threonine phosphatase activity.
AUGAUUUGGGCUCCUGCGAGGCGAGUCACUGUCCGAACGUGGACCUUGACGAACUACACUUUCGUUGCACUACCAAAGCGUCAUCAGAACACGAACUCGGCAGCGUCCGCCAAUUCCCGGACUGUCAAGCGGCCAGAAUUCCACGACUACUUUGUUACCCACCUGCCAUCCUCGUCCCUACAUCCAGAUCCCAGAGGACUAUCUAGUUCCUAUCAUAAGUUUCCUCGAUCCGCUUCUGUACCUCAUACCGGUGCGAUAUCACAUCCGCCGACCUCCUUCCAGGCGCUAGUUGACCGCGAGACCACCGUCGUCCGGAUACCGCUGCGCAGUGCGAAACACCACUUCGGUGCUGCUACAUCCCGUGGGACUCGUGUCUCGAAUGAGGACACGCAUCAGGCUGGUGUCCUUGAUAUUCCUGCCUUCGCGAAGCGCCCCCCUGCGUCUGUGACUAUCAAGCGCACCGCUGCGUCUCUGGAGAACCGGGGUGCCGAUAGCGCCAGCGGCGACCCGCAAGUCUUCUACUUUGGUGUGUUCGAUGGGCAUGGAGGGAGCGAAUGCAGCACAUUCUUGAAAGACACGCUACAUGAAUAUAUACAGGACACGGCAGCCCAAUCUGAAUUCCAGUCGAGCCUGAGCAAGGACAGAGAGGGCCACUUUCCCAAGAAUGAGUCGGAGAUCUCAAGGGGCGAUCUGCCCAUCAUACAAGGGGGCAAUCAUAAGAGAAUGGCGGAGAUGGAGAAAACUCUAGUUCAGAAUUGGAGAAGGCUGGUCGGAGGUUACUUCAAGCGAUUUGUGCCGGCCCACUUCUCGUAUCGAGGGAACGGCGCUCAAGGAAACGGGAGCGCGAAUGGGGAAGAUCAUGCGGGGGGUGUCACGAUUGAAGAGAUUCUGGAGUAUGCGUUUCUGCGAGCGGACCUUGACUUCGUUUCAGCGCAAGCCGCCAAAGAAGACGAUGAACUAGCCACGGCUCAUAAGCCUCAGUACCAGGAUGACAUUCUGUACGGGCCGAAGCACACGGAGCGGAUGAAUCUUGGCAGCUACCGACGAUUCAAGGGAGGUAGCACGGCCAGUGUUGCCCUCAUCUCGACUCCGACCCCCACUCCGUUCUGGCACCCAUCCGCGCCGUCGAGUCUACUGAUCUCGCAUGUGGGUGAUACGAGGAUUCUGCUAUGUUCUACUGCAACAGGAGAAGCCAUCCCACUCACAUCCAACCAUCAUCCUUCUUCCCCAAUCGAAGCCAAUCGGUUGAGGCGAUAUGCGGCCACAUUUGUAACCGAUUCCUUUGGCGAGGAACGCAUGAGUGGUUUAGCCAAUACGCGUGCAUUUGGUGACGUCCAGUCGAAACGCAUUGGCGUGUCUGCAGAACCAGAAAUUCGGCGCAUCGAGAUGGGUCCAGCAGAGCACUCAUUCCUAGUCCUCAUGACUGAUGGAAUUAGCGGAACGCUCACCGAUCAAGAAGUUGUCGACAUAAUCAAGGAAGCAAAGACGCCUGACGAAGGGGCUCGGAACGUGGUCAACUUCGCCACGGAAGUGACAAAAGAAGGGGAUAAUGCAACAUGCCUCGUUAUCCGUUUGGGCGGCUGGGAGCGUCGACUCGAAGGAGGACUUGGGAGUCUUGGGACGAAGGAAUCCCGAGAAUGGCGUCGACAAGAAGCAACUGAUCCGCGCAGCUCACGGCGAUGA